AAUGACGAAAAUCUCCCUUAAACUUGUUAAAUCUUAAUCCUCCUUUGUUCGAUUCCAUUAUCGGGGAGGAGAAGUUCCUACCGCCUUCACAACCGCCACUGAUUCCAGAUCUUCGUCUCCAAUUAGAGAUAUGGCUUCUCAUGGUAAGAGUAAGAGAGGUAGAGGUGGGAGUCAGAAGAAGCGGAGGGAUGAAUCCGAGUCUGAGUCCGAGUCUUACACUUCUGACUCGGAUGGCUCUGAUGAUGUCUCGCCGCCCAGGAGUUCCAGGAGGAAGAAAGGCACCACCAGCAGUCGUCGGACUCGACGCCAUAGCUCAAGUGAUGAUUCCAGUGACAGCGAUGGUGGACGGAAGAGUAGGAAGAGAUCUUCAUCUCAGGAUGUCUCAGAGGAAAAACUCAAGGAGUAUAUGUCUAAAAAAGCUCAGAAGAAGGCAUUACGUGCAGCAAAGAAACUGAAGACGCAGUCAGUGUCAGGCUACUCCAACGAUUCAAACCCAUUUGGGGAUUCGAAUCUCACCGAGACAUUUGUGUGGCGGAAGAAGAUUGAAAAAGAUGUUCACCGUGGAGUACCGCUGGAAGAAUUUUCCGUUAAAGCUGAGAAGAGAAGACACAGGGAAAGGAUGACAGAGGUUGAAAAGGUUAAGAAGAGGAGAGAAGAGAGAGCAGUGGAGAAAGCUCGACAUGAGGAAGAAAUGGCAUUAUUAGCUAGAGAACGUGCUCGAGCUGAGUUCCAUGAUUGGGAGAAGAAAGAGGAAGAGUUCCAUUUCGAUCAAAGCAAGGUGAGGUCAGAGAUUAGAUUACGUGAAGGCCGACUUAAGCCAAUCGACGUGCUCUGCAAGCACUUGGAUGGUUCAGAUGAUCUGGAUAUCGAGCUCAGUGAACCCUACAUGGUUUUCAAGGGACUCACUGUUAAAGAUAUGGAAGAGCUUCGCGAUGAUAUCAAGAUGUAUCUGGAUUUGGAUCGGGCAACUCCAACACGCGUACAAUAUUGGGAGGCGCUUAUUGUGGUAUGCGAUUGGGAGUUAGCUGAAGCUCGUAAAAGGGAUGCCCUUGAUCGAGCUAGAGUUAGAGGGGAGGAACCUCCUGCAGAAUUGCUUGCUCAAGAGAGGGGAUUACACGCUGGUGUUGAAGCUGAUGUGAGAAAACUUCUUGAUGGGAAGACCCACGCGGAGCUUGUAGAACUGCAGUUGGACAUCGAAUCGCAGCUGCGUUCUGGGUCAGCAAAAGUGGUAGAGUAUUGGGAAGCAGUUCUUAAACGACUCGAAAUAUACAAGGCGAAGGCUUGCUUGAAGGAAAUACACGCUGAGAUGCUGAGGAGUCAUCUACAUCGCCUCGAGCAACUUUCAGAGGGUGAAGAAGAUUUAGAAGUUAAUCAUGGCUUAACACGUGUGGUGGAAGAAAAUGAGGAGGAGAUAAAUGGUAUGAAUCAUUCAGAUGCUGAAGAAGCAUUUUCUCCAGAGCCUAUUGCCGAGGAAGAAGAAGCUGAUGAGGCAGCAGAAGCGGCUGGUUCGUUUUCGCCAGAGCUCAUGCACGGUGAUGAUCGUGAAGCAGCAAUCGAUCCCGAGGAAGACAAGAAGCUACUGGAAAUGAAACGGAUGGUUGUGUUGGAGAAACAGAAGAAACGGCUUAAAGAAGCUAUGGACUCAAAACCAGCACCUGUAGAAGAUAACUUGGAGCUUAAAGCAAUGAAAGCAAUGGGAGCAAUGGAGGAAGGUGAUGCCAUAUUUGGCUCUAAUGCUGAAGUGAACCUUGAUUCUGAGGUAUACUGGUGGCAUGACAAGUACCGGCCAAGAAAACCAAAGUAUUUCAAUAGGGUUCACACGGGUUACGAAUGGAAUAAGUAUAACCAAACUCACUAUGACCACGAUAACCCGCCUCCAAAAAUCGUUCAAGGGUACAAGUUUAACAUCUUCUACCCGGAUUUAGUAGACAAGAUUAAGGCUCCCAUUUACACUAUUGAAAAAGAUGGUACAAGCGCUGAAACUUGUAUGAUCCGGUUCCAUGCUGGUCCGCCUUAUGAAGACAUUGCUUUCCGGAUUGUGAAUAAAGAAUGGGAGUAUUCUCAUAAGAAAGGUUUCAAAUGCACGUUUGAGCGGGGGAUUCUACAUUUGUACUUCAACUUUAAACGACAUAGGUACAGGCGAUAAACUGAUCGGAGUUUGGCUGGAGAAGACGAGGCUGGCAGUUGUAAGACUUUGGCUGAUGUUUUAUUAAGCCUUGUUUGUAAGAGAAGGGCAAUACAUGUGUCUAAAUUUGGAUUUCACUCAAGUUAAUUCCUGAGCUAAGAACUGUAUUUGAAUAUUUUCAUUGAAGCUGAUAAUCAAACAGAACCGAAUAGAAAAUGACUUUUCAACA
Messenger RNA from Arabidopsis lyrata subsp. lyrata, 2354 nucleotides. Its product is annotated as cactin. The record is from RefSeq and is a predicted model, not a curated record. Gene Ontology annotation, cellular component: cytoplasm; spliceosomal complex. The coding region runs from base 131 to 2146 and encodes 671 amino acids. Gene Ontology annotation, molecular function: protein binding. The transcript has 13 exons. Lineage: Eukaryota; Viridiplantae; Streptophyta; Magnoliopsida; Brassicales; Brassicaceae. Gene Ontology annotation, biological process: mRNA cis splicing, via spliceosome.